AGAUUCUGAAUCCCCAUGUCUUUUGUGUUUUUGCAGCCACCACAGAAAAGACAGAGAACUGUGGAAGACUUCAAUCAGUUCUGUACCUUUGUGCUAGCCUAUGCAGGCUACAUCCCUUACCCAAAGGAGAAUGAGCCCUGGCCACAUAGAGGCAACAUGAGCCCCCAGAACAGUACAGGAAGCACCCAAGACAGUGACAGCUGGACAUCUUGUGAUUCCCAGGUGCUUUCAGAUGACAGAGGAAAUAGGAACACUACAUGCAAGGGUUCUGGAGACCUGCUUCUGGACUGUCCUGACAUUUCCAGCAGUUUCUGCACAGGUCGGCCCCAGCAAACAAAAAAGAGGAAACCAUCAACAAAGAAGCACAUCUUGGGCCAAGAGGAGGAUAAGAGCAUGAUAUCAUUGACUGUGAAGGACACAAGACAGGAAAAGACUGAGUCAGUACAAGAGGCUUAUGGCAAAGAAGAGGAGCUUGAAUCUUGUCUCCCAAGAGCAGAGGUCCAGCCCAAAUCUCUCCUGGAACAAUACAUAAAAGACAGUGACUGGGUCCAUGGGUUGCAGGCAGCCAAGACGCUUGGAGAGCAGGACACAUGCGAGGAGGAAAGAAUCACCCCUUCCUGUUGGAACACCACAGAUCAAUGCAAUGACGAGGAACUCAGUAGAGAUGGCUCCCAAUUGAGUACUACGUGUGAGGAGUUUAACGCAGCCUCCUCCGACACAAAAACUGAUGAGGACGAUGCUUGGGAUCUUAUUACUUGUUUCUGUUUAAAGCCUUUUGCUGGCAGACCUAUGAUAGAGUGCAGUGAAUGUGCUACUUGGAUCCACCUCUCUUGCGCAAAGAUACGUAAAUCCAACGUGCCUGACAUCUUCAUCUGCCAGCGAUGCCGUGAUGCAAAACAGGAGAUUCGUCGCUCAAACAGAGCCCGCACUGUCCCUCGCAAACGCUUCUGUGACUGACUUUGGUGAUGGGUGGGUUCCUUCUGAGACUGGAUCCCCUGUUGGAAAGACAAUCAAAAUGCAGGAAUUUCCCUGGGGGAGUACACUGGGACCCCCGUUCUUCCAAGUCAGUGAAACAUGUGUCUUGCUCAAGACAGUGGGAGGAGGAGGGGAUGUGCAUGCUGUUCUCUUAUUGAAAAGCCAGUAAACGAUGUUGUUGAGAUCUCAGGGUUCUCCUAGAGCAGCAGGACAAGGUACCUGGCAGACACAAGUGACUGGUUUGGAAGAUUCCAGUGCACGAUGCACUAAGUCAGCCAGAAGCCCCUUCCUUCUGCAGAUUGCAAUUGGUGCCUUUCCUCGGUCAGCCUAAUGGAGUUGGCGCCAAGGUAGUUUCUUUGUGGUAUGAUAGCUACUCAAAGUUGCAUUUGUAGAUUGGUGCCCCCCAUGUUUGUGUUUAUUUUUGUCUCAGGCCUGUACUUCCCAUUGAAAUAGGAGUCGAGAAACAACUGGAACAUUUUCAUAGGUCAAGCACAGAGUGAAAGAGGGCCGUUGUCUUCCAGGGCACACUGCUUGGAAGGAACCUCCCGGCAGGUACAAGAACAGAUCUUCUGUUAGUAUGAACUGCAACAUGGAGCAGACUUCAGCACUAUAGUUAUAGCGCCUUUUUCCUGUAAUGUGGCUGCUUCCUUAGCAGAUUCAUAUAGAUUACAGUUUUUAGUCAGGCUAGUCACUUAAGUGUAGAAAGGUUGCAGGAUUCACUUAAUGUAAAUAUUUUGUAUACAUACAUAUUCCUAGAAAAGGUCCAGUUGCACCUACUCGCCCCGUUUAUCCACACCAGACUUCCAGUUGCACUAGUAUCUUAUCUGAAGGAAUGGAGGAAUUGUGGGACGAAACCAAACCUUGUUACUAGUAGAGAUCAUGGUAGCUGCUCUAGAGGCUUUAAAAUCUUAAAGAAUGGCAGUUGUAGAAGACUCAAGGUGUGAACUGAACUGAAGAAGCAGAUUGGGUCCUGCUUUUGUUUUCAGACUGCUUUCUUGCUGCUGCGGAAGUUUGCCCCAGGCGAAAUUUGGAUAGCACAUGAGGAAGAGAGAGACCUGUCUACUAUGCAAACCACUGCUGCUUGUUCUUGGAAGUUAUGCCAGCAAACUAAUGUUUGUUUUGCAAAAUGACGGGUCAACCUGCACUCUAUACCUAAUCCAUUGAGUCUCUUCAGUUUGACCCAUGUGCCUUGUUUAUCACAUCCCAUACAUGCACCUCCUCCUCCUCCUCUUUGCCCAUGGUUACAAUGGUAACUCUUUUUUGUUGUAUAUGGCAUUUGCAAUAGCUUAAGAUGGGCCCUGUCCUACAUAGAAGGGCAGCCUUUUUGGUCAUCAUGGUCAAAAGAUUUUAUGGAGCUGCCCCAUAAGCCAAUCAAAAGACAUUCUCUCAUUAAAGUGUUUACACUUUUUAUAGUUAGUCACUUUCUAUUAAAGAUGUAAACUAGUA
Molecule: messenger RNA, 2421 nt
Organism: Pogona vitticeps (central bearded dragon)
Lineage: Eukaryota; Metazoa; Chordata; Lepidosauria; Squamata; Agamidae
Source: RefSeq, a predicted model, not a curated record